GGUCGAGUUAUUUAUCAGUCGCAUACAGGAAGGGAACUUAAGAGAGCUAACUCCAGAAGGCCAGGAUCGUCGGAUCGUGUAUUUUAUUGAUUUAAAAAUAUAAGAGAUUUAGGGGUUUUCCGUUCGAAAUUAUGGAAAUAUCAAAUUCGAAUUAUGUUUCUGCUUUGAAAGCGACAAGUCUAGAUCAAGCGAUGCUGACAGAGACAAGCCGGAAGCUGAGCCAAGCUGGCUGCGAAAAGGUGCUGAUGGUCCUGGGAAGGGAUAAAUACGAUCCUGAAACUGAGUGCAAAGGUUGUUUGAAUUUCAACGGGAUUUUCUCGCCCAGCCCCAAAAUUGCUGUCUGGAGCACGAUCGACGAAGCUGCGAAACAGAAGAAGAAAAAAAAGGCGGCAGCGCCGACCAAAAAAUCCAUAAGCCAAUCAGGUUACCUUCUUUUUCUAAUUCUUGGCAGUUUUCUCACAACUCUUGGUAUGGUGUCGUUAAUCUGGAAACCUUUCGACCUGAUAUUACGUGAGAGGUUGAGGAUGAUGAAAGGACUCCCGGCUUACGACUGGUGGCAGAACCCGCCGGACGAAGUCCUCCUGAGCGCUUACGUGUUCAACUACACCAACUCCGAGGAGUUCAUGAACGGCUCGGCGGACAAGUUGAUCGUACAAGAAAUCGGCCCUUACAUUUUCAGGGAAAAACUAUACCACAAUGACGUUGUUAAAAAUAACAACAACACACUCAGCUACACGGCGCUGAGAAAAGCGAUUUUCCUUCCGGAAUUGAAUAAGCUCAAUCCAAAGAUGGAUACAAUUAUUGUACCAAACCUAGUUCUAUUGGGCGCAUCUUCUUACAUAUCGGACGCGGCAUUCAUCACGAAGCUAGGCCUGAAGAUGAUAACCAACAGGGCCGGUUCGAAGCCGUUUUCGAAGGUAACGGUCGACGAGUACUUCUGGAACUUCACGGAUCCAGUUCUUCGUCUCGGGAUCUCUCUCUUUCCUUCUUUUAUGCCAACAGACAAUGUCGGAAUUCUAAAUCAGAUAUAUAAAAGCUUCGAGGACAGGGUCACUGUCAAAAUCGGCGUGGACAACGGGCCGAGGGAGUUUUUCAAAAUCGACAAGUACAACGGUGCCCCGGGGAUGCAAGUGUGGCCGAACGAGACGUGCGAUUCCGUCCAAGGUUCUUCAGAAGGGGUUUCGUACCACCAGGACAUCCGUAAAGAAGAUACCAUAUACUAUUUGAGAAAGACCAUAUGCAGAGCCGUCCCUUUGUAUUACACCGGGGAUGUCAUUGUCCGUGGAGUAAAGACUUAUAGGUUUGAGCUUCCUAACACGACUUUCGCCAGACCACCUGAAGGACAGGAAGAGUGCUACAGGGACAGUUCCUACCCGACUCUGCUUUCCGGUCUAAGUGACGUCUCACCUUGCUAUUACAAUUUUCCGAUUGCCUCUUCAUUCCCACACUUUAUGUAUGCAGACCCGAAGGUAACGGAGAAACUGGAAGGUCUUUCUCCCAACUGGGAGAAACAUGGUUCAGUCGCACUCAUCGAACCCAACACAGGUGUUCCAUUGACUGCAUGGGCUCGGAGUCAGAGCAGUUUGAUAAUGCACGACAUGAGCUAUUUCCCAAGUCUGAAAAGAUUCUCAAAUGUGGCUUUGCCAAUGUUCUGGUUGGAAUAUAAGCAGAUGGGUCUCCCGCCAAAGAUUUACUAUGUACUCUACUUCAUGGUUAAUGUUAUCAAGCCCUAUCAAGUCUUCUUCAGCGUGCUAAUGCUCAUCGUCGGAGCUUUCUUCUAUUUUAUCGGGCUCUCUCGCCUCUGGAGGCGAUGCCUGCUGGUUAACUCAAGAGCUUAUUCUACGAUUGAUAUCAAAAUAAAAAACUCUCCAGUAUAGUAAGAAGAAAUGUAUAUUUUUACUUGUAUAUAUUAUAGUACAGUGCUAUCUGUGAUUUUAUUAGUAACAUAAUUUUUUUACUUUAAUAAUAAACUGAUUGUUUUGUUUCAUAUCUAAACAGUGUGAUUUUAGUUUACUUAAAGUAAUUGUGUUGCUGAAAGUGCCAAAUUAUUUUUAUUAAUUAUUAAGUAACAACAUGAACAACUUUAGAUUGUAAUUUAACUAGUUUGUUUACAUUUUAGAAUACAAAAUCAAAUAUUUAUACAUACAUAAUAUAGAUUAUAUAUGUACAAAUAUACAUAUGUAAGCAGGUACCUGCUUGUUCAAAUAGUCAAUAGUUUGCUCAAAUAAAACCUCAUAGUUUAUGUAGUAUAAAAAUAGUGUUAUAUUUGCAAUGUAUUAGGUAGUUUAAAACACUUUAAACAUUGCUGAUUUUCAAUGACUGAUAGAAAGAUUGAGAAUAAUUUUUGAGAUAAUUUGACACUGUUCAAUGGUAAGAAUCUCUUGUAAAUGCCACGUUUGAAUUGUAUUUUAUUACCUUGUUAAAAUAAUUGGUGUAUUUUUACAGUCAUGUAUUUUUUUUUACAAGAAAUCAUAGAGUGUGUUCAGAGCGUAAAUGAAACAGUCAUUUGUAUUUUUGUUUAUAUUAUGUGUUAAGCAAAAAUUUAGUUAAUACACUAGUGAGCUGUUAUAUUGCCAAUCAAUUGCAAUAAUUGUUAUUUAUUAUGAAAAAAGUAUAAAGAUUGUCUUAAUAAAUAUUAUUUAUUUAAAAAUAUAUAAAAUUUAAAAGCCUUAUCAAUACAGAUAUCUUCUUUCUAGUAA
This is a messenger RNA of Cimex lectularius (bed bug), 2699 nucleotides long. Its product is annotated as scavenger receptor class B member 1-like. The transcript has 11 exons. NCBI's taxonomy places the organism in Eukaryota, Metazoa, Arthropoda, Insecta, Hemiptera, Cimicidae. The record is from RefSeq and is a predicted model, not a curated record. Gene Ontology annotation, molecular function: scavenger receptor activity. Gene Ontology annotation, cellular component: membrane; cytoplasm. Bases 132 to 1877 code for a protein of 581 amino acids.